UGAAGUUCUUUUUUGUAAUGGCAACAGGAAUUUCUUACAACUUUUAACUCGGUAAAGAAAAGUUUAGAUCUCCUGUUUGGCAAAUAAAAUAUAAUCAUGGCUAUGUCUUUGAAUCCUGUUCGAGUCCUUAAGGGAGAUACUGAAGAAGAAAAACGAGAGGAUGCUAGGUUAUCCUGUAUCUUUGGCUCUAUCGCCAUAGGUGAUCUUUUAAAAUCUACAUUAGGUCCCAAAGGAAUGGAUAAAAUUUUAGUAUCUGAUUCUAAACGAAGUGCUAAUGCUAUAGAACUAACUAAUGAUGGUGCAACAAUUUUAAGAUCAAUUGGUGUUGAUAAUCCUGCUGCUAAAAUACUUGUUGAAAUUUCAAAAGUUCAAGACAGUGAAGUUGGUGAUGGAACUACCACAGUUACUGUUCUUGCAUCUGAACUAUUAAAAGAAGCUGAUAAACUUAUUACACUAAAAUUACAUCCUCAAACAAUAAUUUUAGGUUGGCGAAAGGCUAAGGAAGCUGCUUCAAAGGCUAUGUUAGCUCAUGUUGCUGAUAGAAGUGGUGAUAAAGAACAGUUUGAGAAAGAUCUCCUUAACAUUGCUCGAACUACUUUGAGUUCUAAGAUUUUGAGUCGGCAUAAAGAUUUUUUUGCCAAUAUAGCUUUAGAUGCAGUGAAAAGAUUAAAAGGAUCUGCAAAUUUAAAUGCUAUACAGUUUAUCAAAAAACUGGGUGGUUGUCUCACAGAUUCAUUUUUGGAUGAUG
Molecule: messenger RNA, 748 nt
Organism: Stegodyphus dumicola
Lineage: Eukaryota; Metazoa; Arthropoda; Arachnida; Araneae; Eresidae
Gene: CCT2
Product: chaperonin containing TCP1 subunit 2
Biological process (GO): protein folding
Cellular component (GO): chaperonin-containing T-complex; cytosol
Molecular function (GO): ATP hydrolysis activity; ATP binding; ATP-dependent protein folding chaperone
Source: RefSeq, a predicted model, not a curated record